This is a messenger RNA of Penicillium chermesinum, 630 nucleotides long. RefSeq lists its product as uncharacterized. The record is from RefSeq and is a predicted model, not a curated record. The coding region runs from base 1 to 630 and encodes 209 amino acids. Lineage: Eukaryota; Fungi; Ascomycota; Eurotiomycetes; Eurotiales; Aspergillaceae. The transcript is spliced from 2 exons.
AUGCAGAGGGGGGUUUUCCUUUGGGCUAGACUGGUUGUGCGCUCCUUACUAAACGGUAUCGGACACCGUGCAAAUCCUCGAGACCUGAGGAAGAGACUAGACAGGAUACCAAAGGGUCUAGAUGAGUUGUUCGACAGUAUCUUUGACUCAAUCGAUCCGGAAGAUCGGCCACUUUCCGACAAGCUGUUCUUGAUAGCCAUUAAAGGGAUUGGGAAAUGGGAAGAACCGUGCGACGCUAUGACAUUCUCGAGAUUAGAGGAUCUAGAUGAUCCUAACUUUCCCCAAAAUCGGCCCAUGAGACCACAGUCUCAAUCAGAAAUCAAUGAGCAUAUAAUGCGGAUGCCAUACCUGCUGGAUCGCUUCUCCAAAGGGUUAAUCGAGAUCAAACCGCAACCAAAGCACACCACUGAGGAUCAUAAUGAAUUUCAUUAUAGGAUUGAGUUUUACCACCGAACUGUUUAUGAAUAUAUAGUCGGAGCACGUCAACGCGAAAUGGAAAUCCGAAAUCCAGGAUUCGAUGCUCUUGCGAGUGCUUUGCGAUUGGCAGUGGCGAAUAUCAAAUUUCUCAACCUGCCCGAUUUUCAAGAGAGACCGGACUAUAAAGAGUGGACGAAGUCUCGAGAUCUUUAG